UGUCGUUCGGCUCGGGUUUCCGCUGCUCCUCGCGCCGCGGUCGGCCGCCCGCCUGCCGGUGCCAUAGCUGCCCCCCGCUCCGGGGCCGUCCUCGGGCUCCCGUGCUCCGCGCGAAGCCCUGGCCCCGGCGGCCGGGGCAUGGGCCAAGGGCGCGGGGUUAGGCGGCUUCCCGCAGGGCCGUGCCCCGCACCGGCGGCAGGAUGAAGACCCUCAUAGCUGCCUACUCCGGGGUGCUGCGGGGCGCGCGUCGGGCCGAGGCGGCCCGGAGUGAGAGCUCAGAUGGAGGCCGUGCGCUGUCACGUGAGGGGUCUGGGAGAUGGGGUGCUGGCUCCAGCAUCCUCGCCGCCCUCCAGGACCUCUUCUCUGUCACCUGGCUCAAUAGGUCCAAGGUGGAAAAGCAGCUCCAGGUCAUCUCGGUGCUCCAGUGGGUCCUGUCCUUCCUCGUGCUGGGAGUGGCCUGCAGCAUCAUCCUCAUGUACACCUUCUGCACCGACUGCUGGCUCCUCGCCGUGCUCUAUUUCACCUGGCUGGCCUUCGACUGGAACACGCCCAAGAAAGGUGGCAGGAGAUCGCAGUGGGUGCGGAACUGGGCCGUGUGGCGCUACUUCCGAGACUACUUCCCCAUCCAGCUGGUGAAGACACACAACCUGCUGACCACCAGGAACUAUAUCUUUGGAUACCACCCGCACGGCAUCAUGGGCCUGGGUGCCUUCUGCAACUUCAGCACGGAGGCCACUGAAGUGAGCAAGAAGUUCCCUGGCAUCAGGCCCUACCUGGCCACGCUGGCUGGCAACUUCCGGAUGCCCGUGCUGAGAGAGUACCUGAUGUCUGGAGGCAUCUGCCCCGUCAACCGGGACACCAUUGACUACCUCCUGUCCAAGAAUGGGAGCGGCAACGCCAUCAUCAUCGUCGUGGGGGGCGCAGCUGAGUCCCUGAGCUCCAUGCCCGGCAAAAACGCUGUCACGCUGCGGAACCGCAAAGGCUUCGUGAAGCUGGCCCUGCGCCACGGAGCCGACCUGGUUCCCACCUACUCCUUCGGGGAGAAUGAGGUGUACAAGCAGGUGAUCUUCGAGGAGGGCUCCUGGGGCCGAUGGGUCCAGAAGAAGUUCCAGAAAUACAUCGGCUUCGCCCCCUGCAUCUUCCACGGCCGAGGCCUUUUCUCCCCGGACACCUGGGGGCUGGUGCCCUACUCCAAGCCCAUCACCACCGUCGUGGGGGAGCCCAUCACCAUCCCCAAGCUGGAGCACCCGACCCAGCAGGACAUCGACCUGUACCACGCCAUGUACAUGGAGGCCCUGGUGAAGCUGUUCGACAAGCACAAGACCAAGUUCGGCCUCCCGGAGAGCGAGGUCCUGGAGGUGAACUGAGCCCGCCCCUGGAGGCCAGCUCCCGGAAGGAAGCAGCUGCAAAUCAUUUUCUACCGAGUUCUCAAGUGCUUUUUGUUCUGUAAAUUUAGAAGCGUCAUGGGUGUCUGUGGGUUAUUUAAAAGAAAUUAUACUUUGUUAAACCAUGGCAAUGUUAGGUCUUUUUUCAGGAGGAAAAUGUCACUGCCUACAGCUCUACCCUUUCUGUCCUGUGCUGUCCCAGAUGGCGGCUGACACUGCUGGGCCUCCAUGUCCACCUCUUGCCCUCCCAAAAUGAGGGUGCACACUCGGCCCUGGUCAGCUGGGAAGGAGGGAAGGCUGGCCCCCGGGGACUCUGGCCAGGCGUCACGCUGGCUGUCUGCGGCCAGCAGGGAGACGGGCAGCAGGUGCACGUGCGGGGCUUGACAGGGCAACACGUGGAGGGUACCGCGGUUGUCCCCGUUUGGGGAGGGCCCAGGUGGGCGACUGGAAUGCUCCACCUUGACUCUCCUUUCAGCCUCUCACCCACCCCCAGUCUCAGAUCCUGCCCCCACUGCUGGCGAGGGUGCCAGCAACUCUGCUGUGGACCAGGGCGGGCCCAGACCCACCAGCCUCCACGUUCUGGGGUGGGGGUGGCCUCAGCGCAGGCUCAGUGCCAGCCCAACCCACCACCCCCAAGUGUGAGGGUGAGGAAGGGCCCGUCUUCUAGUCACAGAGGGGCCUGGCCUGCUGCACAGCACAUUGGUCCCAAGACAACAGGCGCAGGCCCCUGGCCUCACCCUUCUGUGCCUUUGUGCGGGUGCCAACCCAGGGAAGAGCCCCAGCCCCUACUCCGUGGCUUCUGUUUGUAUCCUGUCGGACUUUUGUAUAUUCCCGACGAAUAAACAAAAGCAAGAAGCCUC
Molecule: messenger RNA, 2245 nt
Organism: Lepus europaeus (European hare)
Lineage: Eukaryota; Metazoa; Chordata; Mammalia; Lagomorpha; Leporidae
Gene: DGAT2
Product: diacylglycerol O-acyltransferase 2
Exons: 8
Coding region: 201-1367 (388 amino acids)
Biological process (GO): triglyceride biosynthetic process
Cellular component (GO): endoplasmic reticulum membrane
Molecular function (GO): diacylglycerol O-acyltransferase activity
Source: RefSeq, a predicted model, not a curated record